This is a messenger RNA of Malassezia globosa CBS 7966, 1065 nucleotides long. RefSeq lists its product as uncharacterized. NCBI's taxonomy places the organism in Eukaryota, Fungi, Basidiomycota, Malasseziomycetes, Malasseziales, Malasseziaceae. The transcript has a single exon. Bases 1 to 1065 code for a protein of 354 amino acids. The record is from RefSeq and is a predicted model, not a curated record.
AUGUCAUCUCAAAUGUGGGAGCCGAAACUUCUCGUUUCUCAUUUGCCUCGAACGGUCGAAACACUCUCUUUGAUUAUGCCAAGCCGUGAAGUCGUACAUGAAUUGGUUCAUAUUGCCAAACAUCUCGAUAACCGCUUAUUUUCUUUGCAACUCCUUUGCAUGAACUCUGCUGUCGUCACGGACGGUCUUCUGUGUGAUCUUGCGCCGCAUGUGCCGCGGCUUUCGCGGCUCUCGCUGGUUGGGUGCAAGCGAGUACAUGGCCCUGGCGUGCGCGCACUUGUCAAUAAGUCGAUUCGUGAUUUGUCCUUGGAGUCUGUGGCCUUGGACGUCGGUGUUCUUGCCACCCUGGCACCGGAUGUGGUACAUUUGAAGCGCCUAACCCUCACACCCCCACGGCACGUGCGUGAUAUGAAAUCGUUCUACGAUGAGGCCAGUGUAUUGAUCGAUGCUUGCAACGCACUCGAAUGCCUCACACUCUAUGCGCGUGGCGGAAGUAAGCCUGUGGUAGGACACGAUCUCGGAAGCACGGGCGACACGAGCCGUCUCGGUGAGGAUCAAGCCGAUUUAGAUGUUCAAGUCAAUCAUGUGGUUCAACCACCCUCUUCUCAGCAGCAGCUCACUCCAUCAAGCCCAUAUAUAAGCACAUUAUAUAUGGCCCGCCUGUGUGCGAGUUCAUCUGCACAUUCGCUCAAAACACUGCGCAUCCAAGGUCUCGGUAUGUCACUGGAUACACUUUCGAUGCUUGCGCAGUCACCACUCCAGCAUGUACUGCGCGAUUUAGACAUUCAUCUGUAUGAGGACAAUGUACCUAAACUGAUUGCGUGCAUCGCAUCAUUCGAGCGGCUAGAAAGUUUACACAUAUUUUCUGACCUACAGUCGCAUGCGCAGUUGUCGGACGGGGAUAUCUUGCGCCUCGCCAGGGAAGCUGGUGGCGAGUGGUUCUGUCAAAUAGGCUUUCAGAACCGGGUAUGGCAUGUCCGAUCGACGAGACAGGGUCGUGAACUAAUUCCCUGGGAUAAGAGUGCAGGCACAUUUCCUCAGAGUAUGCUUGUGGUGCGCAGCUGA